AUGAUUAAAAGGUGUUGGUAUUUGGCACUAUACCUUUUUAUCCUUAUUGUUAAUCUUUACUUAGAAAUCUGUUUUGCCCUUAUAAAACAAGAAGCAAUUUUCCUUCAAAGUGAAGCCAAUGAAAACAAGAAACUUGAUACUCCAAAUUCUUUCGCUUUCAAAAAAAGAAGAAAACGUAGAUUAAAUGGUAGAAAAUGUGUUUUAAAGAAUCAUUUUAACUGUUCAAAUAAUUGCAAUGAUGACUUAAUUCGAAUAAUGCUUCCAGAAAAGAAGUUCAAACAUGUAGAAGAAAUGAUUGAUGAUGAAUUAUUUGAAAAACCUAGUGGAUUCACAAGAAAAUAUAGGUACUUAAGGUUAUCUAAUUCUUUGAAAGUAUUUAUGGUUUAUGAUAAGACAGCUGAAACUUCUUUUGGAAAUAUGCACUUAGAUUUCGGAUUUGCUUCUGACCCAGAAAAUAUUCCUGGGUUAUCUAGGUACCUUCUUUAUACUGUAUUAUUUGGGUCAUUAAAAAAAAGACUUAUAAAAAAUUUUGAUUCGGUAGUCAAAAAGUUUGAAGGUAUCUUUGGUGCAACUAUUCAUAGAGAUUGUUCAAGAUACAGCUUUAAUAUACCCUCAAACGAAUUUGAGGUUACUUUGAAAUUUUUUGCAAGUAUGUUUGUAAACCUAUAUACAGAUGAAUAUAUACACAAAGACAUUUUGAAUAAACUUUUGGGUGAUUUAAUUCAAUAUAUCAACUUGGAUUCCUUUAGACUCUCAGAUGUAUUGCAAGAGAUUGCAAUACCACCAAACACAGAAAAGAGUAAUCAUGAUUGGAAUAUAUUAGAAUAUAUGCAAAUUCAGCAAUUAGACAAACUUAAAUCCAAAAAGCUGUUACUUGAGUUUUUUAACCAAUAUUAUCGUGCUGAUAGAAUGACUCUUACAAUUUUAUCUAAUAAAACUUUGGAUGAACAAACCUCAAUUGUAAGAAAAUACUUUAAUAAAAUUAGAAGAGGUGACUCCAAUAUUGUUACAAGGUUAAGACUUCUAGAUUUGGGUAUGAAUCAUCCCCUUUAUGGAUCUACAGGAAAGAUUUUAGUUUUCCAUUCUCUAAAAAGCUACCCUUUUAUAAAAUUGUUAUUUCCACUUAAUAAUAUAUUUAAGCCAAAACCCAGCUCAAAACCAAUGUUUUUUUUCUCAAUGUAUAUUUCUAGUAAACGAAAAGGUAGCCUCUAUUAUUACUUAUAUAAAAAUGAAUUGAUUACUGACAUGAAAAUUUAUCUAUCGAACUCAUUAUUUGGUUAUUACAGCUUAAUUGUAGAUGUUCGCCUACAAAAUUCAGGUGAACUUGCUAUUAUUCAUAUAAUUCGAAGUAUAUUUUCAGUAUUCGAAAUGAUGAGGAAUAAUCAACCAAAAUUAGAAUUAUUUAACCAAGUAAGGGCUCUUAAAAUGAAAAAAUUUAAACAUAAAUCAAAUAGUUUUAUAUUUAAUGAAUGCAGUUAUAUUCAGAAUGCAUUCUGUUUACUUAAAUGUACUCCAGAAAAAGUUCUUUCUGCAAGUUCAACAUAUACGGAAUUUAACCUAGAACUUCACCAUAAGAUUUUAUCAUAUUUAAAACCUGAAAAUAUGCUUUUAAUCGCAACAUCUAGAUCCAAAAAGUUGAAAUCUUUAAUUGAGUUUAUGAGUAAAAAUAGCAAUGAAACAAAGAUUAAUCACAAAUCAGAUUGUAAUGAUUCACUAGAUACUUCAAUUUUAAAAGAAAAUACCACUUCAUGUCAAUUUUGCAAAGAGCAGCUACUAACAAGCAAUAACUUGACCUUUCCUUGUAUUGAUUGUUUCAGCCAAUUGGGUGAUUUAAGAGGAUUCGAUUACAGUAUUUUGUUCGAAAAUUGUUUCAAUGAAAGCGAAAUUAUUAUUUCAAACUUUACUCGUACAAAUUAUUUUAUAAAGAAAAUUCAUCCCUUUUUUAUUUCAUAUUGGGCAAAUUCAGUUAAACCUUAUACAGCAUUUAAAACAUUUGAAAUUUACGAUCCAGAUAAUAAAUUUUUAAGGAUUAAGGAACCUAAAAAUUUUCUUUUGGGUUUUCAAGAGCAGGAUGUACCUAUUAGGCUUGUAGAUGCAAUCCAAAACUUGGGAUCAAAGAGAUAUAAUAAAAUUAUUAAUAAAGACUUUCUAAAAGACUAUCAACAAAUAUUUUAUUUGCCUCUUCAUUCAAUAAAUACUCCAAAGUCUUCAAUCUCAAUCACAAUAAAACUGCCACCAAAUUUAUAUUCUAAUGAGUUACCCUUUCCAUACUCACCCACAAAACUCGAAGUAAUAUUUUCGAUGAUAUCACUUAUGUUAUUAAAAUCUUUUGAAGACAUAAUGUAUUACUAUAAGAAAUUGUCAACAAACUUAGAUUUCUCAAUCAAUACACCAGUUAUUUAUUCUUUCUACACUUAUGGUUUAACUUUGGAACUUACAGGUAUAACAGAUCAUCUCUCGCAUGCAUUAUCAACCAUUGCAUAUCGUAUUAAAGAUUUUCCUAACACUGCGAGAAGUUCUGAUCUAAAUGUUGCAAAGAACUAUUACCUGGGGCAUAUUAAAAACAAUAAUUUGGACCAUCUACCUGCAGUUCAAUUUCAAUCUAUAUUAAAGGCUCUUUUGUUCAACCAAAAUUUAACUUCUUGUUCGAUAAAUAAUGAAAUUGAGAAGAUAAGAUUACACGAAGUUACCAGUGUUGUUGAUUUUCUUGUAAAAAAUGGAACAUUUGAAGGUCUUGUCUAUGGAAAUAUUAAUCCUAUAAAAGUAAGAGAACUAUUAUUGUUAUUUUUUAUUAAUAUUGGGAGAACCUCAAAUAAAGAAGAAAAUUUCAACAAAAAACAAAACAUCUUUUUAAAAAUGUUUUCAUUGUUUAAGAAUUCAUUUUUCAAUUUUUUCAAUUCUAUAAGGUCUACUAUCAAUCAAUUAACUGGGAAUUUGACCGUACAAAGUGAGCUACCAGAACAUUUAAAAUCUGUGCCUACGCAACAUAUGACACAAAAUACCUUGAGAGAUCUUCAAGUCAUUGAUUUACUUUCAUUUAAAGAAGGUUCUAGCUUUGUUUAUUUUGGAAAGCCGAAUUUUGAUUUUUUCCAAUUUCAAACAAUAGUUUUGAAAAUAUGUUUCGGAUAUUUUACAGUUGAAGUUGAAUCACUGGUUGAUAUUCUUGUAGAGACUAUACUCAACAAACAUCAAGAUAAGCUCAAAAUUGAAAGAGGCAGGAUAUUAAUUACUAUUAAAAGGAAUAUUUUCUCAGAUGGAAUUGUUUCUAUUGAUAUUAGAGUCACUUCAAAAAAUAUGUUAUCUGAGUUAAUUUUAUACAUCAUGAAAUUGUAUGAUGACUUGAUUGUUAAUAAUUCUGGCAUCACAUACGAAGACUUUAUUUCGACAAAAAAAUCUUUGGUUAAAUCUCUUUCGAAUAAUUCAAGUUAUGAUAGAAUUAUUAACUUUAAAGAAGAAAUCCGUCUAAAAAGGUAUCAAUUCAACAGAAAAAAAGAAAAAGUUGAAUUUAUCUCUAAAUUAAAUUAUUCGAAUUUUCUCAAAUGGUUUAAUGCACAACCACCAAAAGUUAUUAAACUUUUAUUUGUUAUUCAUUCACCCAGUACUAGCGAAAAGGAAAUUUUGAAAGCAAACAGCAAUAUUCCUCUUGAAUUUAAAAGAAUAAACUCCACUGACUACUUCUUUAAACAGAACAACACAAGAUCAUUUAAUCCUUCUCAAAUAUAUAAUUUAAAAUGA
Messenger RNA from Cryptosporidium ubiquitum, 3735 nucleotides. RefSeq names its product secreted insulinase-like peptidase. The coding region runs from base 1 to 3735 and encodes 1244 amino acids. The transcript has a single exon. The record is from RefSeq and is a predicted model, not a curated record. Gene Ontology annotation, molecular function: metal ion binding. NCBI's taxonomy places the organism in Eukaryota, Apicomplexa, Conoidasida, Eucoccidiorida, Cryptosporidiidae.